This is a messenger RNA of Cydia splendana, 1224 nucleotides long. RefSeq names its product lipase 3-like. Gene Ontology annotation, molecular function: hydrolase activity, acting on ester bonds. Lineage: Eukaryota; Metazoa; Arthropoda; Insecta; Lepidoptera; Tortricidae. Gene Ontology annotation, biological process: lipid metabolic process. The record is from RefSeq and is a predicted model, not a curated record. The transcript has 5 exons. Bases 23 to 1219 code for a protein of 398 amino acids.
UUGCACGGCGAAUGUAAACAAAAUGGAGGCGCGAGUUCUGGUCGUGGUGUUGGCUGCGGUGUUAUCGGUAUCUGCCCAGAAUGAUGUCGGGGAGAGGAGGAAUAAUAGACUUAUCGACAGAAUAAAGUCGCAAGGUUAUCCCGCCGAGCUCCAUCAGGUGACCACAAAUGACGGCUAUGUUCUGAGCCUGCACCGCAUACCCCAUGGGAGAGACGGGUCUCCAGGACCGAGGCCCGUUGUUUUCGUGAUGCAUGGUCUCAUGAGCACCUCUAGCCAUUUCCUGCAUUUGGGCCCUGAAUAUGCCAUUGCAUAUAACCUCGCUGACGCCGGCUACGACGUGUGGAUGGGCAAUCAGCGCGGAAACAGAUAUUCCCGCGAACACGUCUCCCUCAACCCCGACGAUGCUGAAGAGAAGCUGGAAUUCUUCGACUACAGCUGGGAAGACGUCGGUACUAUCGAUCUCCCAGCGAUGAUAGACUACGCACUUGCCUUCACCGGACAGGAAAAGUUGCACUACAUCGGGCACUCCCAGGGAGGGACAGUCUUCUUAGUCCUAGCUUCGAUGGAUCCUGAGUAUAGUAAUAAGAAGAUCGCGAGCGCUCAUCUGCUGGCCGGUGUUGGAUAUAUGGAGAAUUUCCCCUUCCCACCUUUGAGGAGGCUCUCUGAUUCUGCAAGCAUUCUAUACUCUUUGGGUACUCGCAUGGGAAUAGUGGAAAUAUCGUUCGACGCUUUACGCCGGUCCGAGAGUCAGACAAUCGAACAAGAUGGAGUCGUCGAUUACUGCGCCGGAGAUGAGGAGUACAAGACGUUCUGUGAAAUGAUCGGAGUACCUUAUUUAAUGGCUGACCGUCUAACCUUACCCGCCAUUCCUGAAAUGGGCGGUUCAUCGCUCAAGCAGUUAGCCCACUACGCCCAAAACAUCAAAGACGGAUUAUUCAGACGUUGGGACUACGGCCUGUUGACCAACCUCCGAGUCUACAGAUCCCUCACCCCACCAUCAUUCGACCUUAGCAAAGUCACCGUGGAUGUAACCAUGCACUACUCGCUUAGCGAUAUCCUCUUACACGAGAUAGAUGUUCUAGCAAUGGCCGCUACGAUGCCCAAUACAAAAGCCAGGAAAAUUGAGAGAGAUACGUUUAGGCAUGUAGAUUAUAUUUUCUCAAAAGACUCUAAGGAAUUGGUGAACGAUUACAUAAUUGAGGCAUUAAACCAGUUUUGAGUGUA